CACAAUUAACCCUACAGACAGAAAUGCAGUAAAAAAAAAUCAACGUUAGAUCGAAUAUCGUGCCUUAAGCGCUGUCUCUCUCAGCGGCACAAUGGACAAGAUCUUCCUUCUCUUGUCCACACGGACUGGCGCCUGUCUGAGUCUGCUGCCUGUCUAAAAGAAGCGACAAAUCCCGCACUUUGCUGUCGUAAAGCAGGACUCUUGGAAACAUGUGGAAGAAAAACAUGCAUACCCGUUACCUUUUAGUUACACCUAACUUUCCGGGACAGUUUUGUGAACGUUUUUGGACAGAUAUUUUGCCAGGACACUGCAGCUACUUUCCGCCAGCCAGCCGUGCUCUGAGGCUGCCUUGACAACGCUGAAAAGUACCAGGAUGUGGGACCUGGAUGCUCGCUCUGUGUGUGUUUGUGUGCUCGCUCUAUGGCGUGGACACACAGAGACAGUAUAGUACAACGCCCCUCCUUCCCUCUUCAGACCCUCACUCGUUAGGACUGCAUACAAAAUGACUUCACUAAAUUGUGGCUAUGAGCUAUUACCUCCAGGAGUCACAAUAUCAGGCCGACUGCCAAUUUGGCCUAACCUCAUUUGUCAGUUAGGGAAACUUGAAUUUGGGACAGGAGACAAACUGAGUAACGAAUCAAAAGAAAAUCCAGUGAUGAUGCACAGAGAUUAUGUAAAGCUUGCAAUAACAUAGUCUUUUCCAACUUGGAACAGCUGGACAAAGGUCCAUUGAUUUAUUGUCUUUUUUUCUACAGAUGACCUCAAUUCAUGUGGAGGGGAGGAUGCUAUUGCCAAUGGCCAUGGUGAGAAGGAAUCAGAGCCUGACAUGGUCACACCUGUCAGGUCUCCAGGCACCAGCUACUGGAGCAUUACAGAGGGCCCAGACCAGCCGCUCCUCCUCUCCCCGGCCCCCGGCCCAUCUGGACGUAAACCCAGGGUCCAGAGGGCCUCACGUCCAGGCCUGAGCCGAAUCCCAGGCCGCGACCACCGCCGCUACUACCACGAGUAUUGGCGCAGCGAGUACCUGAUGGACUUUGAUCCACAACGUCACGGGAUGAUCUGCAUGGUGUGCGGCAGUUCGCUGGCCACCCUGAAGCUCAGCACCAUCAAGAGGCAUAUCCGACAGAAGCACCCGGACUCCCUGCUGUGGAGCGCUGCCGACAAGGAGGUCAUCCGCUCGGGGUGGGAGAGUCACCUGACUCUGGGGGGAGGUCAGAGAUCAUACAGCUCUACUGCUGGACCUUCACCUCAGGAAGAAGAUGAGCCAGUGGACUCAGACCAACAUGCUUCCGCAGAACCCCCAUACCCUGUGACACCCCAGGAGCAGCAACAACCCCUCAGUCUAUCUCCUCAGUCACAGGAGGGUGAAGCCCCCCAGCCACAAGAGGAGCAGGACCUCCCCGGGCCUUCAGCUCGCACCCUGGAACGCUACCUGAAUGACUCGCUGCACGCCUGGUUCCGCCAGGAGUUUCUGAUGGAGUAUGAGGCGGAAGCCAGCCGGCUGCUGUGCAUGGUGUGUGGAGGAGAGCUCCCCUCGCUUCACCUGGAUCACAUCAAGAGCCACGUGCUGGACACCCACCCCAACUCCUUGGUCUACAGCUCUGAGGAGAAGCACUGUAUCCUGCAGGCCUGGGCUCAGACUCAUGAAGAGUCAGAAAACUCAAUCAAAUCAGAGCCCAACACCAAAGAAGGUGGGGUGGACCUCUUUGCUCAGGAUGUGGAGGCCAUCCAGAUCAACAAUGACAUGUACCCAGGAGAUGAUGGCACUUUAACUCAGGACACUUGUCUUAUUGGUGAGGACGGAGGUGUUGGGGCUCCACAGCAGGGACCCCAGCCCCUCCGCCAGCCCAAGAAGAAGCGGCUGCGGGGGGGCGACCCGUGGCGGCUCCGCCUCGACUACCUGGUGGCCUACGGGCCUCAGGGCCGGGGCACGUUCUGCAUGGUGUGUUCUCAGGUCCUGCACGAAACCAAGGUCAGCAGCUUCCGCCGCCACAUUCAGGAAUGCCACCCCGAGACCAAAACCCUGAGCCGACAAGAAAGGGAAGCCAUGGCUGCUGCCUGGACCAAAGAUUAUUCUACUGAAGGCACGCAAAUUCAAGAUGAAAUCAACCCAAGCGGAGCCGAUGUCCUAGUCACCGCAGGAGAGACGAAUGAGGACGCUUACGCUGAUGUCGGAACACCCAGCAAAACGGGGAAGAAGGAGGAGGAUGUAAGUGGAGGGCAGGGUAACGCGAGGGAGGGCAGUACUCUAGGUACGCCCUCUCGCCACAGCCAUUACCCCGGGAAGGACCAGAGGAGGAACUACCAGGUGCGCUGGCGGAUGGAUUAUCUGAUGGAUUACGACUGUCGCAGACACGGGCUCAUCUGCAUGGUGUGUGGAGCCACGCUGGCUACGCUGAAGGUCAGCACCAUCAAGAGGCACAUCCAGCAGGUACACCCUCACUCUCUGGAGUACAGCCAAGAGGAGAAGCAGCAGGCCCUUCUGAGCUACAACCAGACCGCCCUGCCCUUCAUUCACUCUGACGACUGCUUCUCCUCCCAGGACCACGGACACACCGAGCUGGCGCCCGCUCCAGCACACUUUGGCACUUAGAAAGGUCUUCCGUCCGUUGCUCCUCACAUGGCCCCUGUUCAGAAACAGCCCCACCUUCUUUCUUAAAGGGAAAUUCAAGUAUGAUCCUCUUGUCCCCCCUUAUCCCCUCUGACUUCCCAAAUCUCAACAAUGCAGGUGCUGAGUAAAAUGUUACUUUGACCAGUAGUCAUAAUUGACAAAAUAUGUGAGGAAGUUGACAAAUACUGGAAUUUCCCCUUUAACUCUGGAUCUGAGAGCACUGCGGUGGCUAAAGUGGCAGCAUCACGACCUAAAAAUGUCAUGGCCUAAAAAAUGAAUGUCCAGCCACUCAUUUGAAGCUAAAUGAUGUUACCAGUUAUCUCGCCAGAGAGAGAACUAGCCCCGCAAGUAGUUACAAAUGCGUCACCAAGCUUCUAGCACUACCUAUUUUGCAAAGACACACAAAUUAAUUUCGCUUUUGCACUUUCUGGUCUGACCAGCCACUAAUAGACAUUAGAACUCUUCCAUGAGUGUCUGGACAUUUAGUUUUUUAACUCAAAAAUGGCCCUUUUGUAGUCAUAGUAUGUGCUGUCUACCUGUUACCUCUCAGGUCCAGGAGGGGCCCAGGGCUUGUUUCUGGUUAGGGCCAGAGUCUUACGCUCUCAGGAAGUUAGAGACCGAGUCUUCAGCGAGGCUGAGGUAAAUUAGUUUUACGAUAAUGUGUCUGAAGACAACACAGCACUUUGUCCCCAAAAAAUGUACUAAACCCAGCUUUCCUUCUGUACAGCCAACUGAAUGAGACUGUGUUUGAUGUUAUUGCUGAAGACAAUGAAAACCAGCGUGCAGUCAGUGAGAUCAGAUUUCUCUAGUCUAUUUAAUUCCUUGUUUACAGUGGAGGAGAAGGAUGUUUUCCUCUCUCUCAUCCAUUAUAAUGAGAUAUGUUAUCUCUCUGUCAGUCUGCAUUGUUGCUACGCCGGCCUGCAUCAUUUUCAUCAUCUACAACCCAUCUAACCUAACUGCACAAAAAAAAGAAUAUGUAAAUAUGUGGAAAAAAUAUAAACUUAUUUUUCCUUUAUACAAGCACUUUUAUGCACCCUGGUUUCUACAAAAUGUGUUUGUAAUUAUCUCUACUUCAUUUUUCUACUUCAUUCAAGAUUUCAGCAAUGAGCGUGUUCUUUAACAGCUGGAGAAUUGUUCGAUGGACUUUUGCUUUGAAGAGUUUGCUCCAGCUUUGGUACUGCUUAAUUUUUCCGUUCACUGUACAAAGUGUAUGCAACAAAAGAAGUUGUAGAAUAACUUACAGCUGUCUGUGAAAGAAAAGUCUGCCAUAAAAUGUCACUUCUUCACCUGGAAAAUGUAACUCAGGGAUUCUGUUGUCAUCAACAACCAUUUCAUCAGUGAUCUUUUAGGAACACGUGGGCUGUUGACAUUUGAAGAUACUGGAUACGUGUGUCAGCUUUGGUUGCAUAGGUGAUGCUAUAAGUACGACAGAGUAUUAGGGCCACUGUUAAAAACCAAAAAAUGGAGAUUUUGACAAAAAAAGUAGAAAUAUUUCAGUAGAAUAAAUUCAUAAGGAAAACUACAAUGUAAUUUAGAGGACUACGCUAGAAUAUACUUUAAAAAGUCAGUAUUUCUGAUUUUUUUAAAUAUUUUGAUUUAAAAUGAAGUCGUAAUUUGAGCAUUAGGGGAAAAAUAUUUUGAGAAAAAGUUCUAAUAUAAGAAGUUGUUAUAUUCUGGUAAGAAAAAUGUGAUGUUAGAAUUAAGUUAUAACUAGAAAAAGUUACAUUUGAAGAAACUUGUAAAGUUGGAUUGCAAGACAUACUUGGCAGAUUAUUAUACAAAAAGUAAAUAUUUUUAGCAUAAAGUCGUAAUUGGGGGAAAAAAAGUUCAAGUUCAAAGUCCAAAUAUUCCAAGAAUUUGUAAUUUUUUGAGAAUAUAGUGGGAAUUUCACAAACUAUGUCAUGUCAAACUAAAGCAUACACAUAUUAGGAUUUGUUCCAUGAAAUCUCAGUUUCCCAACAGUGUCUGUAUUACUCUGUUGUACAGUGACAGAAUUUGCUCAGGUGAAGCUUUUGAUACAAAACUACACAGUAGUAGUGAAGGACGAGUCUGCCCAGCCAAACUCUCCCUGCGACACCCUGAGAGCAGAGAAACUCUGUCAUAUUUCCAUUUCAUUGGUUCCCUUUAGCUAAGAAAAGGCCCCUCUAGAAGAGUUCUGACAUAGCACUUAAGUAUUUAAAAUGAUGUAAGUUACAGUGAAAUGAAAUGAGAUGAUGCUUUAGCUUGUGUGGGUGUGUUUAUAAUGUGUAUGUGUGCAAUGUUUUUUGGGGGGGGGGGGGGCACCCUCUUUGGCUCCUCAUUUGUCUUCAGUCUCACCACGUCCGCUCACCUUUCAUCUGUACAUGGCCAAUACGUGAGACAUGCAUUCUCUCUUCAAUGAUCUUUGAAUAAAUACUCACCGUCA
Molecule: messenger RNA, 5015 nt
Organism: Micropterus dolomieu (smallmouth bass)
Lineage: Eukaryota; Metazoa; Chordata; Actinopteri; Centrarchiformes; Centrarchidae
Gene: zfta
Product: zinc finger translocation associated
Exons: 5
Coding region: 827-2593 (588 amino acids)
Biological process (GO): negative regulation of DNA-templated transcription
Source: RefSeq, a predicted model, not a curated record